GGAUGAUUCCUCUGCAGAGAUUAUUUUUGAAUGGAAGCAUGUUCUUUUCCAGUAGAAGAUGGUGAUCUUAGUGUAUGAUCAUGGAGAAGGGGAUAAGUUCAGUAGAAGUGAUACCUUCCAAAUCGUCUCAGGUUACAGCUGUGAAAGUGCUGGUCAAAGAGCGCGAAACAAAGCAGACCCAAAGAGGCAGACGAGUGGGAUUUGUGCUCGUUCAUGCAGGUGCAGGUUACCAUUCUGAAUCCAAAGCUAAAGAAUACAAGCAUGUGUGCAAAAGGGCCUGUCAGAAGGCAAUUGAAAAGCUACAGGCUGGUGCUCUUGCAACAGAUGCUGUGACUGCAGCACUUAUAGAAUUAGAGGAUUCUCCUUUUACAAAUGCAGGAAUGGGAUCUAACCUAAACCUUCUGGGUGAGAUAGAAUGCGAUGCCAGUAUAAUGGAUGGAAAGUCAUUAAAUUUUGGAGCAGUUGGAGCACUGAGUGGAAUCAAGAAUCCAGUUUCAGUUGCAAAUAGAUUGUUGUGUGAAGGGCAGAAAGGAAAACUCUCUGCUGGCAGAAUUCCACCUUGCUUUUUAGUUGGUGAAGGAGCUUACAGAUGGGCAGUUGAUCACGGGAUACCAGCAUGUCCUCCAGGGUUUAGUUUAGCAGCUUUUAAGAGGAACAAGAGGAAGCUGGAGUUGGCCGAAAAGGUGGAAACAGAUCUCAUUCAACUAAAGAAAAGAAGACAAUCAAAUGAAAAGGGCUCCAGAGUCAUGUGCAGCACUUGUGGGAGACUCCCAAAGACCAAAGAUGGUGGUAAAGGAGGUGAUCAAAUAGAUCUCUGCUCACCGGAGAACGACUCAGGAACAUUGGAUACAGUUGGUGCAGUUGUUGUUGACCAAGAAGGAAACGUUGCUGCUGCUGUCUCCAGUGGAGGUUUAGCAUUAAAACACCCUGGGAGAGUUGGUCAGGCAGCUCUUUAUGGUUGUGGCUGCUGGGCUGAAAAUACAGGAGCUCAUAACCCUUACUCCACAGCUGUGAGUACUUCAGGUUGUGGAGAGCACCUUGUACGAACCAUACUGGCCAGGGAAUGUUCGUGUGCUUUGCAAACGGAAGAUGCUCACCAAGCCCUUCUAGAGACUAUGCAAAACAAAUUUAUUGGUUCGCCUUUUCUAGCCAAUGAAGAUGGUGUACUUGGAGGUGUGAUAGUUCUUCGGUCUUGCAGAUGUGCAGCAGAGGCUGACUCCUCGCAGGAAAAGCCAACUUUACUAGUGGAGUUUCUGUGGAGCCACACAACAGAGAGCAUGUGUGUAGGAUAUAUGUCCGCACAGGAUGGCAAAGCUAAGGUAAGCCUGGAAUAG
This is a messenger RNA of Tinamus guttatus (white-throated tinamou), 1334 nucleotides long. The record is from RefSeq and is a predicted model, not a curated record. NCBI's taxonomy places the organism in Eukaryota, Metazoa, Chordata, Aves, Tinamiformes, Tinamidae.